Thamnophis sirtalis is the source of this 1631-nucleotide messenger RNA. Lineage: Eukaryota; Metazoa; Chordata; Lepidosauria; Squamata; Natricidae. The record is from RefSeq and is a predicted model, not a curated record.
AGACUUUUACAGGCAACUUUGUCUACUAUGUAAAGUCCAUCCUUCCGGAAAGUGUAGCACAACAACUGCUGUCAGAAAUCGGCUAUGUUGCCACCUCUGCUACUGAAUAUUCCCUGGUCAGAAAACUAAAUGAGGAAGAAGCAGAGAAGGCUGCCUUUGAAAUGUUCCUGGCGAGAAUCGAAUGCGAAGACCUUCUUGAAGUUGCAAGGGACAUGAAAGACCUGGCUGACAUCCUACAGAAGAGGGCUCAGAAACAUGGUCCCCCUUGUGUUGGCCUCGCUAAAAAGCAGGAACACUCACAAACGAAAGGGGAAGUGACCGUCGGAGAAAGCAACGAGACACCAAAUCCUGCAGUGGCCUACUUGAACCACAGCCAGAGUGCCUUCAAAGAGCAGGAGAAGAUGGAGCAUGGCGAAAGUUUUGGUCUCCGAUGCGCUCCAAGAGAGAUUCGACCAGUUGCCUCCGAACAGGCUCCUGAGAAGGACAGCAACCAGAACCAACCAGAGGAAACCUCGACACACUCCUGCAUCAGAAGCACUGACAGUGAGGACUUCCUAAUUACGUACAGUGACAUUGUCAUUGGACAACAGCCUCUCCACUUCUCUACCACUUCUUCUUCUUUGAGAGCAGCCAAUGAGGAGGCCUGGCUUACUGAAACAAGGCUGGGCCUACCAUCCUGUGGGGGAGAAACCCUCCCUCAUCUGCCUUCGGAUGAAAGUGGCCCUCAAGCCCUAGCCAUCCUCAACGAUCCUACUGGGGUAAGCAAGACUCCUUAUGACUACCAGACUCGGCAGACGAUGAACGAGUCUAAAAUCUGCGAUGCCAUGAAGCAUCUGAGCGUUCCUGGGUCAGGUACCAUCGACGGACCCAAAGAACUGAAAGGCAGCGUGGCGCAGCAGUCACCUAACUCCUCCAAUGACUCGGCCUCGAUAGGAGAGAAGCCGAAGGACAAGGAAUACCACCUAGAGAAGUUGGUGUACCCUGUGGAAGAAACAGCGCGGCCAGCAUCUACAAGGAGCCGCCAAGUCCCUGAAGAACAUUAUCACGAGAUGAAAUCGGCAAACCUCUCCUGUGGAGACCAUGACAAUGUGGACCUCUAUUCAUCAGAUCACUUCAGUCAUAUCGCCGGGUGCAGCUAUCCCACGCCGGGUCUGAGUUAUAGCGGGCAUCUAGACGUCCCCAUUUUAACCCGUCCUGUUCUGACCGAGGAUCAGUACAGUGGUGACAUUCCAGCAGGUAUUCGGCAUUGGCGAGAAAGAUGUCCCCACCAUUCCUCUUUGGCGGACUUCGACACUUGUGGGGCGCAUGUGAACGAGCCUAGCCUAGACGGUUAUGCUGUUAUUAACAAAGAUAAUUAAAAAGUAGGUCCCUAAGAGCUCUGGGACCAGCAAGUCAGGAUUUACUGAGUUGCAGCGAGAUUGGCCAUGUGGUCUCUAAGAGCACUGGGGUGUUUACGUGUGUCUCAUCAAGUGGUAAAAUCAGAGUAACAGAGUUGGAAUAGACCUUGGAGGUCUUCUAGUCCAACACCCUGCUUAAUCAGGAAACGGUAUAUUUCAAAUGGCCAUCCAAUCUCUUCUUUAAAACCUCCAGUGAUGGAGCACCCACAGCUUCUGAAGACAAACUGUUCCAUU